Messenger RNA from Armigeres subalbatus, 2203 nucleotides. It is a transcript of the gene Smyd4-4, whose product is annotated as SET and MYND domain-containing protein 4. The transcript has 4 exons. Bases 311 to 2092 code for a protein of 593 amino acids. Lineage: Eukaryota; Metazoa; Arthropoda; Insecta; Diptera; Culicidae. The record is from RefSeq and is a predicted model, not a curated record. Gene Ontology annotation, molecular function: protein binding.
CUAUAUGGUGUUUUACCCUAUCGAACUGUCACUUUGUUUUUAUUUUCUAAAUAUUUCGUUUUCACAAAUUGUUGCAUGAUCCAUUUGGAUAUUUUCCUUGCUUUUUCCAAUUAUUCUAAAAUAGGAACUGGUCCCGCGGUGGUACAUAUUUUCAGGCAUUAGCCAGGCAGGGGAACUUAUUUUGUUGCGUCGAGUCGAUACGUACCUUGUGCCGAUUUAUCCAGUGGAAUUGCCUGAGCCUUCAGACGCUGAUCAAUCACGUACAGCAUCUCACACCCGAGAUUCAGAAUUAUAAACAGGAAUCUUCAAAAUGCCCAUUGACGCCUACGAUAUUUAUUCGGGCCUGUGGAAAUAUAUCGUAAUCAGCGGCCAGGAAAAGCAUGUCAAAGAAACGCUAAAGGACUGCAAGUCAGACAGCGAAAUCAUUGCUUACGUUCGUAGGAUUAUUGACCAGGGUAUCACAGACCCUCUUGCUUUGGGACUGGAAAAUGACUGCAAGGAUGAAAUGAAAGCUGUUGACUGUCGUAAGUUGGGAAAUGAAAAAUUUCAUCCCAAAAUUCGGCAGUAUGUGAAGGCAGUUUCUUAUUACAAUGAAAGUAUAGCGUUGAGCGAAAAUGGAUCAGAAUCUCUGGCUAUUGCUUAUGCAAACCGUUCGGCUGUUUGCUAUGAGCUAAAGGAAUAUGCUGCCUGCCUGGUUAAUAUUCGUCUGGCACGAGAAAACUCAUACCCUGAACAUUUGCUUUUCAAAUUAGAUAACAGAGAAAAGGACUGUUUGAAGCAAGUAGCUGAAGCAGAAGGUAAACAACUACAUGAAGAAAGUGAACGACGUGUACCAAAACUAAGCUACAAACCCAAUCCCAAAAUUCCUCACAUAUCAGACUGCAUCGAGCUAAAGGAGGACGAUCAGUUUGGACAAUACUUGAUUACAAAUCGCAACUUGAAUGCCGGAGACAUAAUCAUUGAAGAGAAACCCUUUUCUACCUUACUAGUCAGUGAUCGACGAUACUUAAACUGUGAUUAUUGUCACGACGAUAAGUUCCUCAUACUCAUACCAUGCACAGGAUGCACAGUUACGAUGUUCUGCUCCACGGAUUGUCAACAAAAGGCAAUGGAAAAAUACCACCGAAUUGAGUGUUCCGUUAUCAAGAACAUGCGAUCUAUGUUCACCAAAGUUAUUCUGAUGGCAUUGCGAACGACGACGACAGCUAUCAGCACAUUUGAUUAUAAUCUCGAGGAACUUAAAAUCCAUAUCGAAUCUAUUGACGAGAGAACUUUCAACCCAUUGAAAUUGGAUUGGACUGCCAUGGAGGCGAAACAGGUGUACAGUGCUAUCCACUGUUUGGCCACAAACCAGAACCUACGAACUCCCAGUGAUAUCGUUCAGCGGUCCGUUUAUUCUAUCAUUAUGAGUGAAAUGCUUUUCCGGAAAACUGAGUUUGGAACACUAUGCGAUAACAAUGAAUCCCACGAUUUAAUCCGCUCGUUGCUUUUCCGGCACGCGCAAACUUCUCCGGCCAACAUGCAUUCAUUGAUGUUUACGGAGUACACACCGCAGGGGAAUGAGAAAUAUUCGCAAUUAUUCUUGGGCUGCGGUUCAUUCCCCAUUCUGAGCAAAAUCAACCACUCAUGCGCUCCAAAUCUCGUACGAAUAACUUUGCCGAAUGGAAAUGUUAUCGCUCUGCUAAAUCGACCGAUAAAGAAAGGAGGCCAGCUGUUUGAUAACUAUGGAUACCAUCACUGCUUGGAUUCGUUGGACGAUCGUCAAAGUGGCCUUCUUGGGCAGUACCUAUUCCGUUGUCAAUGCGAGGCUUGCAUACAGAACUAUCCACUGUAUUUAAACUUGCCACAAGCGAAGUUGCCACCCAAAACAAAGAAUCCCAUAGACUAUGACGAAAUUAGUCGACUGGGUGAGCAUGACAUGGAAACAGCGCUGCGUAAAAUCCCGGAGUAUUGUCGCUUUCUGAACCAGUUUGAUUCUCAGUAUCCCAACUACGGGCUAAGCUCUGUACAGGAAGCUUUACUGAGGUGCUAUGAGAUCGUUUUCGCCAAACAAUCUCGAAACAUUAAAUAUAAGAACAUGUGCUCUCUUUAAAUGAAUCUGAAUUAUUUAUUUAUAUUAACAAUUUUAUUGCAAUAAUUAAGAGAUAAUUAUUAAUGUUAUAAACAAUCAUUAGAAAGUAAAAAUAUAUUUUUUACCCACAAA